Pantherophis guttatus is the source of this 3215-nucleotide messenger RNA. RefSeq lists its product as uncharacterized. Gene Ontology annotation, biological process: regulation of gene expression. The record is from RefSeq and is a predicted model, not a curated record. Gene Ontology annotation, cellular component: nucleus. NCBI's taxonomy places the organism in Eukaryota, Metazoa, Chordata, Lepidosauria, Squamata, Colubridae.
GGCGGGGAGGCGGAGGACCAUAAAGAAAAGCCAAGGAAGAGCCGGACUCGGCGCUGGUGGGACGGGGGGGGGGUUGCCUGCCCACGGUCUGGGGCUGCCUCCAUCUCGCAGACGGCAAGCGGGGGGGGCUUCCCGGUCCCCCCCCUCUGCAUUCCCCCCCAAAGGCCGGGAGGUGCGCCAAGACGGCCCGGAGGGAAGACCUGGGGCCGGGAGGCGAGAGAUUUCCUCAUUGUUUGAACGGCUGGGGUCGAGAUCCCUCGAGGGACCUGCUGCAGCCGAAGAGGGCAGCUUCUCUCCUUCAUGAAAUGGGAAUAAGAAGUGAUCUAACAAAGAUGAUUAGGGGACUGGAGGCUAAAACAUAUGAAGAACGGUUGCAGGAACUGGGAGCUGGUUCAUUGUCUGGAGGUGACUUGGGACAAUGAUGGAGAAUCAGUGGCUAGUUGUAGAUCCUAAGCAGAAGCCUUACAAAGAAACUCACCAGGAGACCUGUGAAACUCUAGUGGCACUGACAGGAUCUUCAAGUUCCAAACCCAGUGAGAUUUUCUUGGUGAAAGAGGAAGAGGAAUCCAGCAUCCUGGAGCCUGGUAGUAGGGAGAACCCAAGAAGAGCCAAUUUAGGUGAGGGGAUGGGCAGUGAGGAAGAGGAAGAGAGCGAAGAGGAAGAAGUCCCACAGCAACACCAACCAGAGCUGCUCAAGCUGGACGCCAGGGUGGUUUCUGGGAACUGCAAGAGCCUGCGCUGGAGGGUGGUGCAGCCGUCCAGCAGUGGCAAGGUCCUGGCAGGGGAGGGGCCCCCCAUCCUGGUUCUGCAGAAGGGCUACGAAUGCGAGGACUGCGGGAAGGUCUUCAGCUGCAGCUCGCACUACAGCAAGCAUCGACGAACGCAUACAGGGGAGCGCCCCUUCCAUUGUGAAGACUGCGGCAAAAGCUUCAACGUCAGCUCUAACUUAUAUCGGCAUCAGCGGGCACAUGCCAGUGCUAACACCACCCCAGGAACUCCCUCCCCGGCCCUCCUGCCCACCCGGGGCUUGCCCUACCAGUGUGCCGAGUGUGGUCGGUGUUUCCGCCGCAACACAGAGCUGGUGACUCACCAACGGCUCCAUACUGGCCGGCUGCCCUUCCAGUGCAGCGACUGUGGAAAGAGCUUUUCCUGGAGUUCGCAUUUUGCCCGGCACCUACGCAUCCACACCGGGGAGAAGCCCUAUCCUUGCAAUGAGUGUGGCAAGCGCUUCAGCCGCAGUUCCCACCUCUACCGCCACCAGCGCACUCACGGCACCAAUGCAGCUGCCAAUGUUACCCGUGCCUACAUCUGUACCUACUGUGGGCGCAGCUUCAGCACCACGCUGCACUUUGACCAGCACCAGCGUACCCAUCGUGGCCGCAAGCCCUACAAAUGCACCCUUUGUGGUAAAGCCUUUGCUGAUGGCUUGGCGUUGGUGAAACACCAGCGUCUGCACUUGGUUGGGGGGGACCAGAGUCACGAGUGCUCGGACUGUGGGCAGAGUUUUGGGGGACGGUCCCAGCUGGCCCGCCACCGCCGACUCCACGGCACUGCCGAUAAGCCCUUUGGUUGUGGGGAGUGUGGACAAAGCUUCAGUGCUCGCACUCAGCUAGCUCAGCACCGGCGGCUUCACAUCUCCACCGAUAAGCCGUACCACUGUGGGGAGUGUGGGCUCAGUUUUACAUGGAGCUCCCAUUGGGAGCGACAUCGACGCAUCCACACAGGCGAGAGGCCCUACUCCUGCGGGGACUGCGGCAAGUGCUUUGGGCGCACCUCCCACCUGUAUCGACAUCAACGCACCCAUGCGGGGGGGCAGCCGCACAUCUGCCCUGACUGCGGCAAGAGCUUCAACAGCACCUUGCAUUUCCAGCGCCACCAACAUGCCCACCACAACCCCGACGGUACUCAGCUCUCUGCCAACGCGUGUGGGAAUUGUGGCGAGUCGUGUGCCGAUGCCUCGGCUUUGCUGAAACACCAGUGCGUGCAUGUGGAGGAGAGGCUGUAUCCCUGCCCCCAGUGCAAGCGGCACUUCUGUGGGACCUCGCGCCUUUACCGGCAUCUCAGAAGUCACACCCGCCAGACAGAAGAGACAGUACUGGGGUUGUCUUCCCCACAAUAUGAAGGGGUUGAACCAUGCUAAGGAGAGGAGGGGGGGCUAGAGAGGUGUCCAUGACUGGCUAAUGCCAAGGUAGUUCUCCCGGCUAGACUUCCCAAUCCAAAGUCCAAUGUAAAUGAUCCUGUUCAGGUGGGUCUUUGGGCUUCAUGUUCUAUAUUUGUUUCUGAGCAGUGGUGGGUUCCAACCGAUGUUACCACCGGUUCUCUUCGCGCACGCGCUUUGCACGUGAUCGCCGUGUGCAUGCUUGCUUUGCACGCACGCGCACUGAAUUUACACUCUGCGCAAGCGCGUUAGGUUUCUACCCAGCUGAGGUGUGGCAAUCCACUCUGCCAUGCCUAUCAGCUGGGCUAAAAAACAAGGAAUAAAGGUAGGAAUAAAACGGGGGCGGACAGGAGGGCCCAGCUCCCAGUCAAAGAGAACCAGUUCGGUGACAUCACAUCGUUACCACUACCGGCUCGGCCGAACCGGGCCGAACCGGGAGCAACCCACCACUGUUUCUGAGGCAUAAAGGAAGAAGAAUUAGAUCCUCUAGAACCUAGGCAGAAUUAAUACCAAGGCGGAAACAGUUUCAGGGUUUUUAUCAAAACUUUUAAAACAAAACCACUCAUCCUGCUAGCAGGAACCAGUGACCAUUUCCCCUGCUCCGCGUUUGCUCUCCUUCAUGUCCCAAUGGCAGUCAUAACCCUCUGAGAGAAAGGUGGGCCCUCCAUGGGGACCCUGCAUUCCUUCGCAAGGACACUUUGCUACCCAGAGCCAUGGAUCCUCCUCGUGAACACUUUUCAGCACACACCUGCAGCAGGUGAAGGAAUCUAUCCUAUGGUCAAGAAAGAAACCAAGGUCAUUAACUCCUCCAGGGCAGAUUUGGGGGUUUGAAUGAAACAACGGGGAAAUCCUGCACAGCUUGCAGGAGUUCAGUUCAUCAAUGUCGACAAUUAAUUUGCCGAACUGAUUCAUAUGGGUCUUUGGAUUAUCCAGUAUGUUUAGGGCAAAGAUGGGAGUAGAUCUAGAUAAAAGAAGAAGUGAUUGAUAGCUAUAACAUGCAAGGGGGAGGUUGCACCGUGGUGGAAUAUCUGGCUAGAAUAAAAGGGGGAGUAAAGUG